UUUCAGGAACUGAUGUGCUUUCAAUUGAUGGGUCAUUAUGCUGCUGCACCUGUGCAGUGUUAAGAACUUGUACCAAAACAGGUUUCUAGGCCUGGCAGCAAUGGCAUCACCAUCCAGGAGUUCUCAGAACAGACGUCGAUGUAAAGAUCCAAUGCGAUAUAGCUACAACCCUGAGCAGUUUCAUAAUGUUGGUGUCCGGAAUCAAACCCAUGAAGCCAUCACCAUGCCAAGGUCUAACAGUGACACAGACCUGGUUACCUCAGAUAGCCGCUCAACGCUGAUGGUCAGCAAUUCUUACUAUGCCAUUGGGCAGUCUCAGAACAUUGUUAUUUGUUGGGACAUUAAAGAAGAGGUAGAUGCCGGAGACUGGAUUGGAAUGUAUCUCGUAGAUGAGGUGCUUUCUGAAAACUUUCUGGACUAUAAGAACCGAGGUGUCAAUGGCUCCCACAAAGGUCAGAUUGUCUGGAAAAUUGAUGCCAGCUCUUACUUUGUGGAACCUGAAACGAAAAUCAGCUUUAAGUAUUAUCAUGGAGUGAGUGGAGCUCUACGGGCCACAACUCCCAGUGUGACUGUGAAGAACCCCUCUGCUGCUGUCUUUAAACCCAUCACCAGUGAAGAAGUGGCACAGAGUCAGGGGAGUCGAAGACUGAUCAGUUUUUCUUUGUCAGAUUUUCAAGCUGUGGGAUUGAAAAAGGGAAUGUUCUUCAAUCCAGACCCUUACCUGAAGAUUGCCAUCCAGCCGGGGAAACACAGCAUCUUCCCAGCUUUACCUCACCACGGACAAGAGAAGAGAUCUGGGAUAGUCUACAACACCAUCAACCCCGUCUGGCAAAGACAGCAGUUCAGUUUCGUCUCUGUGCCCACGGAUGUGUUGGAGAUUGAAGUGAAGGACAAGUUUGCCAAAAGCCGGCCGAUCAUAAAACGCUUCCUGGGAAAGCUGUCUAUGCCAGUGCAGAGGCUCCUGGAGAGACAUGCUAUAGGGGACAGGGUCUUGAGCUACACCCUGGGCAGGAGGCUGCCAACAGAUCAUGUCAGUGGGCAGCUGCAGUUCAGAUUCGAGAUAACAUCUUCCAUUCAUCAAGAUGAUGAAGAGGUCUCAGUUAGUACUGAACCUGAAACAGCAGCUGCCCAGGAAGAUCUGGUAGAGGACUUGGAUGCAGAUCCUUGUUGCGAACCCCAAGUGGCGCAUAGCAUCAGCAUGGAGCCUGCAGUGCCAGAGCAGAUAAAUGGAUGUGAUGGAGCCUCUCUGAAUACAGGUUCCAGCAGUCCUGAGGCAGCCACUUCAAAGAAGGAAAUCAGCCAUCUGGCUGUUAGUGAAGUCCAGAGUGAAGAAAAGGAAGAAAGUGAACCAAAAGCAGAAUACACAGGUAUUCUUAGGGAUCCUACACCAAAUGGAGAGCAACCACAAUCAAACCAUCAAACAGCAUCAGAAGACCAAGAUGUAUGUGUCAACUUACAGGUGGAAAAUGAAACAGAUGAAGGUAAUACUCAGGGAGAAGAAUUGGGGGAAACCCCAUUCGAAGCUCCAGCUGAUGUGGACCACUUAGACAGCACACUAAGUCAGGCAACAGGAGAGGACAAAGGGGCAUCAGUUGAACCAAUGGGAGGCACUUUGGAGCAGGAAGAGGAAGAGGACGAGAGCAGCUCACUACGGAUGAGGACAGCUCUAAAACGGAAAAACAGACCUUGCUCGCUACCCGUCUCUGAACUAGAGACAGUCAUAGCCUCUGCCUGCGGGGAACCCGAAACACCGCGCACUCACUACAUUCGAAUUCACCAUUUACUUCACAGCUUGCCCUCGGCCCAAAUGAGCGACGAUAAUGAGGAGGACACUGUCAACCCUGAUUCAGAGGAUGUGACACUCAAGCCAAUGGAAGAGAAGGACCUAACGGAUCUAGCAGAAGAUAGUGCCUCUGAGACUCAGUCCCACAGCAUCAACUUGGACUCAGACAAUUGUGGACGAAGGACUUUACCCCGCAGCUUGUCCAUUGAGCGCCUCUCAGAUUUGAACCAGCUGUUGGAAAGUGCGCAGCCGAGGAUGGAGAGUGAGAGCGAUUCGAGUCAGAGGCCAACAGGGGAGAAUGACUGUGACAUGUGUGACACCUCCUGCUACAGCACCUCCUGCUACAGCACAUCUUGUUACAGCACCUCCUGCUACAGCAACUCGGGCUACGAGGGCGCCAACCGCUUCUCAAGCCAUACCCGUUUCUCUUCAUUGGACAGCGCUCGCAUUUCCGAGAGCACAGUCUUUUCCUCGCAAGACGACGAAGAAGAAGAGAACAGUGCCUUUGAAUCAGUUCCUGAUUCGGCGCAGAGCCUGGACCCCAAUGAUCGGGAGAGAGGUGACAGCACCACCCAGUGGCCAGACCAGACUGCCCAAGAUGGGAGUCCACAGAGUAACACUGAAAGUGGUGAAUCUCCAGUGGCAGGACCAAGCAAUAGAAUGGACGGCAAUUGUCCCUUGCCAUCCAGUCAUCCACCAGUCAACCAACUACCUGCUUUGCGGCCUGAUCCUCACCAUUACCCAACUAUUGAUGAGCCGUUGCCACCAAAUUGGGAAGCGAGGAUUGACAGCCAUGGAAGAGUGUUUUACGUGGAUCAUAUAAACCGAACCACCACCUGGAAACAGCCCACAACAGCAGCCACGCAAGAUGGGAUCCGACGGUCAAGUUCUGUACAUCAAAUGGAGCAACUGAACAGGAGGUACCAGAACAUUCAGAGGACCAUUGCAACAGAGCGAACGGAGGAUGAGGCAAGCAGUCAGACCAGCGAAAGAUCAGGGACAAGUGAAACAGAUUCAGAUUUCCCUCUGCAAACAACAGAAACAAGAAGAGAAGGGCCCUUGUCUCCUGUCAACAGUCAGAAGAUCACCCUGUUACUGCAGUCCCCAGCUGUCAAGUUUAUCACACACCCUGAGUUCUUCACAGUGCUCCAUGCAAACUAUGCUGCCUAUCGAAUGUUUACGAACAGUACUUGCCUGAAGCACAUGAUUCUGAAGAUUCGCAGGGAUGCUCGCAACUUUGAGCGCUAUCAGCACAACAGGGACCUGGUGACAUUCCUCAACAAGUUUGCUGACACUCAGCAGGAGCUGCCACGGGGCUGGGAGAUCAAAACUGACCAGCAGGGCAAGUCCUUUUUUGUGGACCACAACAGUCGAGCCACAACCUUCAUCGAUCCCAGAAUUCCUCUUCAAAAUGGCCGCUUGCCAAACCAUUUGACACACAGGCAGCAUCUACAGAGACUUCGCAGUUACAGUGCUGGAGAGGCAUCCGAGGUAUCCAGAAGUCGAGGGGCGUCUUUGUUAGCAAGACCUGGCAAUACCCUGGUAGCGGCAAUCAGGAACCAGUAUCACCAUGAUGCCGUACCUUUAGGCUAUAAUGACAAGAUAGUAGCUUUCCUUCGCCAACCCAACGUUUUUGAGAUUCUUCAGGAGAGACAGCCAAGCCUGUCCAGAAACCAUGCACUGAGGGAGAAGAUUCAUUACAUAAGAACAGAAGGUACUCACGGAGUAGAAAAGUUAUCAUGUGAUGCAGACCUGGUCAUUUUGUUAAGCCUCUUUGAAGAAGAGAUCAUGUCGUACAUCCCGCCACAUUCCUCAUUUCAUGCCGGCUUCAGCUUCUCUCCACGUUGCUCUCCGGGGUCCUCACCUCAGAACUCCCCAGGAUUGCAGAGAGCUAGUGCCAGGGCCCCUGCACCGUACCGCAGAGAUUUUGAAGCCAAGCUCCGCAACUUUUAUAGAAAGCUGGAGGCAAAGGGCUAUGGACAAGGGCCAGGAAAAAUCAAAUUGAUUAUCCGUCGAGAUCACCUGCUGGAGGGCACUUUUAAUCAGGUGAUGGCCUACUCACGCAAGGAACUCCAACGAAACAAGCUCUAUGUCUCAUUUGUGGGUGAAGAAGGCUUGGACUACAGUGGACCCUCAAGAGAAUUCUUCUUCCUGCUUUCCCAAGAAUUGUUCAACCCCUACUAUGGCUUGUUUGAGUACUCUGCCAAUGACACGUACACAGUGCAGAUCAGCCCAAUGUCAGCAUUCGUUGAAAAUCAUCUGGAAUGGUUCAGAUUCAGUGGCCGUAUCCUUGGCCUGGCGUUGAUUCACCAGUACCUGCUGGAUGCUUUCUUCACAAGACCUUUCUACAAGGCUCUGCUGAGGCUACCGUGUGACCUGAGUGAUCUGGAGUACCUUGAUGAGGAGUUCCAUCAGAGUUUACAGUGGAUGAAGGACAAUGACAUCACUGACAUCCUGGACCUAACCUUUACUGUAAAUGAGGAAGUGUUUGGACAGGUUACAGAAAGGGAGUUAAAGUCUGGUGGCGCCAAUCUGCAAGUGUCAGAGAAAAACAAAAAGGAGUACAUAGAACGAAUGGGGAAAUGGAGAGUGGAACGAGGAGUGGUUCAGCAGACAGAGGCUUUGGUUCGAGGCUUCUAUGAGGUUGUGGAUUCAAGGCUAGUGUCGGUUUUUGAUGCCAGGGAACUGGAGCUCGUUAUAGCCGGCACUGCUGAGAUUGAUUUGAAUGACUGGCGAAAUAACACUGAGUACCGGGGAGGUUACCAUGAUGGUCACAUUGUAAUCCGGUGGUUCUGGGGAACGGUGGAGCGUUUUAACAAUGAGCAGAGGCUGCGUCUGCUGCAGUUCGUCACUGGCACCUCCAGUGUUCCCUAUGAGGGGUUUGCUGCCCUCAGAGGAAGUAAUGGACUCAGGAGAUUCUGCAUAGAGAAGUGGGGCAAAAUCACCUCUCUUCCAAGGGCACACACAUGUUUCAACCGCCUGGAUCUCCCUCCCUAUCCAUCCUACACCAUGCUGUAUGAGAAGCUGCUGAUAGCUGUGGAGGAAACCAGCACAUUUGGGCUGGAGUGAAGAUCAUAGACUGAUGUCUAAUUCAAUUGUUGCCAUUACCCUUUUCAUGUUAAAAAUAUUGUCUUUUUUUUUUUUUUUUUUCUAAAUAAAUAUGUAAAUAUGUACCAGGACUGCAUCUGAAAUUGGAACCUCUGCAUGUAUUAAUCAGCUGAGAUAAUGUAUCUGCCCUGGGGGCUUGCAAAAAAUAACUUAAGUUGUAUAUGCAAUAGGAAAUAACUGUCUCCAGCCUUCUCAAAGCCUUGAGGUAACCACCAUCGAUACAACCACACAGGUUUUACUGCAAAGCAAACAUAGCUGUCCUUCACCAUCCCCUUCAAUACAACAGAACAAUGCAAGAAUUGACAUGAAAACUAUUGUGUUCUGCCUCUCGACGUGACCCACCAUUCAAACACCCCAAUCUGUCCACCAUUACCCAAUGUUUUGCAGAUUGACAAAAAAAAAAAAAAAAAACUUUUACUGUGGAAUUAUUUUGUACAGUACAUUUAAGAAAUGGAAGAUUUCUUUUAUCGAUUUUUUUUUUGUUUAAUAAACUAUUGCUUUAUACACCUUUCAGUCACGUCAGCCAAAACCUUCUGUGGCAGUAAAAUACCAAGAGGUCAUGUUACUCAUUAGAGAAUAUGUACCCUUUCUACCAUGCAAUGAAGUGGCCUGUAGCUUGCGCUUCGGCAGUCCAGUGGAUAUCUUUGUGUUAGUUGUAGUAGAAGCACAAGAUCUGCAAAUCCAUCUCAUUGUCAAACAUUAUAGGCAAAUGCAUAUGUUUGAUAAUAAUGUUACAAUUUGGUUAUUAGGAUUUGUUUUAUUUAUUUAUUUAUUUAUUUGUGUGUUUACUUCCUUUUCCUGCAAAUGACUGAAAAUGUCUUAUUAAAUAUCAGAAGCCAUUUUUUUAUUUUUGAAAGAAUGAUCUCCCUUUAGUGUACAGCCUUUGUUUUUAGAUUUCAACCCAUUCAGUUUUCUUUAACUAUAGUACUCUCAGCAGGCCAUUCUUGUAGUCCAUUGGUGGUGCCAGACAGACUAGAGGCCGGCUAGUGUCCGGGCCCAGGUGAAAACUGUAUUGUGUUUUCUGAAUGCUGUAAUUGGAAUAAUUGUUUUGUAAAUUAUGUAACAAAGAAAUUGACAUUCUAUAGGAAAAAAAAAAAAACCCUGAAUAAUUUCAUGUUGGGGUUAUCAUUAAUUCUACGUUGGUUUACCCUACAAUGUUAAAAAGUAUGUUGUUCGGCAAAAAAGCUUUCAUCUUAUUUCAGAGGUGAAAUGUCAAGAAAAGUCAGAAGAAAAUGACUCAAGAAAAAAAAGUAAUUUCUUUGUAACGCUAGCUACAGUUGUUUGGCUAUUGGACAGUUUAUAAAUCUAGAAACGCAUACAUUUAUGAACAGGGAAUAUAGAUUAUGCACAGAUAUUUAAUUAAUCCAUUGCCAUAUCUGCUUGUUUGUGGCAUUGAAAAUGAGGGCCUGUUAGAAUCAGGGAUACGGCAUCUUGGAGCCUCUUUGACAAACUGUAUAAAAAUCUUAGCCACGGAACACAAUGACAAGAAGGUGUCCGAAUAGUUCCAAUAUAAUGUAAACAAUGUUCUCCUUAGAUAAAAACAGCUAAGCGUUUGAGAAACUGAAUAUAAAAUAUCUGCCCAAACUUGUUGCCAUCGAAUUUGUGUUGUAUUUAUUCAUUUAUCUGUUGUUUGUGUGUUUGUUUUCUACUGAUAUUAUCCUUUCACACACAAUUCAGACAUGUAAAUAACAGUAAGAACAUUAAUAACAUUUCAAUCAAGUUCCUGCAGAGUUGUUGUAGAAUGUAAUGUAGAAGUGUUUUUAUUGAAGUUGUGUUUAAAAGAUAUCCCAACAGGAGGAUUCUGGUUCUCUUCCCAUCCCCUUUUCACCUGCAUUGUGUGUAAACCAUGUCUAGAUAAGGUACUGUUUUCAGAAGAACUGGGUGCAUUAUCCAAAAUGAGCUUCAUGUUCAGUGUUAAACAACAGAUUUAAAUUGACUUGCAGAUUUCCACAUUUGAUUUUUUUAUGAGAUUACCCCCGCUGGUUUCUUAACAAGGGUGAACUCACGCAAUGGCUGAUUUGCUUUGUUUUAAUAACAGGUCACUUACUUCUCAGGCCGUGCUUUCUAUUUAAUCAUAUCAUUGUAGAGGAAUGUCAAUAAACUAUCACUUUGUUAUGC
Messenger RNA from Polyodon spathula (Mississippi paddlefish), 7009 nucleotides. Its product is annotated as E3 ubiquitin-protein ligase HECW1-like. Gene Ontology annotation, biological process: regulation of dendrite morphogenesis. The transcript is spliced from 28 exons. The record is from RefSeq and is a predicted model, not a curated record. Lineage: Eukaryota; Metazoa; Chordata; Actinopteri; Acipenseriformes; Polyodontidae. Gene Ontology annotation, molecular function: ubiquitin-protein transferase activity; protein binding. The coding region runs from base 38 to 4852 and encodes 1604 amino acids.